Molecule: messenger RNA, 7006 nt
Organism: Megalops cyprinoides (Indo-Pacific tarpon)
Lineage: Eukaryota; Metazoa; Chordata; Actinopteri; Elopiformes; Megalopidae
Exons: 21
Coding region: 1-6036 (2011 amino acids)
Biological process (GO): visual perception; lens development in camera-type eye
Molecular function (GO): structural constituent of eye lens
Source: RefSeq, a predicted model, not a curated record
AUGGUAAGGGAAGCCCUGCUUACGUUCCACGGCUCGGAAGGAGAGCGGGAGAGAGCGGAAGUGGGGGAAGAGGAGGGAGAGGCGUGCAGCGUGCUCGGCGAUGCGGGCGGGUUUCCUCUGCCGCCGCCCUCCAGCUCGCCCCCUCGGUCGCCUGCAGCCCCGGGGCCCGGCACGCCCACAGCACCUCUAGAUGCCUUCUUCAGGAGGCUGGGGAGCCUGUUCCACUUGUCAUCAAAGGCAGAGCCAGCAAGUGAGGAGCUCCAGCAGGCGGAGGCGGCGGCUCCGGUCCCGCACCCCGACCCCACGGGAAUGACACGGGUGCCGGAGGGGAGCCGGGAGCCCUGUGACCUGUCCGGGAGGCGACUGGGAGAGGCGGACGCUGACCGCCCGCGUCAGGAGGGGCGGGGGACGGACGCGGAACAGGGGGAGGGAGGGAGGGGAGGCGAGAGCGAGUCUGGAGAGCUGCCUCACAUGCCGGCUGAUCCGGAGUCAGUGAGCGGAGCGCAGACCCCAGAGGAACACGCACACCCAGACCUCCAGGGACCGCAGCACCUUGUCCUGAAUGAAGCAGCCGGUGAGGAGGGUGACAUAGCGUGCGGAGCGGGCGCAGCCGAUGAGCAGGCCGAGGGAGAGGCCAGUGAGGAGCAGCGGCGCCGCCUGGCACUCUCCUGUCCCCCCGUCGUCACCUACGGGACGUACCGCGGCCUGAGGGAGAUCAAGAAGAUGAGGAGGAGGAAUCGGGUGCAGGUGGACUCUCCCAUUUUGGAGGGGGAGGAGGUACAGCAGAGCGCCGGCGACGUCGUGGACGUGAACUCGCCCCCGGGACAAGGCGCUCGGACUGACGUUCGGGCUGCAGACUGCCAGGGAGCAGCUGCGCUCUCUGUCUCAGAAUGUGCGAGCUGUAAUCAGAAAGGAGCCCAGGCUUCAGUCAGGGACGGAGAUUUUGUUGCUCCCACCAGGCCGGGACUUGGUAGCAUUCCAGUAAUUAUAGCGUCGGAGAACGGCCAGAGCCAAAGUGCCUUACCCCAAGAGCAGGAGCCAGACCUGGCGUCCACAGGAAGCCAGACUACAGACUCUCACCCUGGAGCCGUUUCAGCUGCGUCCUUCCUCUCUGCUGCUGAACAGGACUCUUCUGAUAAGCAGACGGUCCCUGCAGAGGGAGGCGGUGAGGCUGGGCAGAGUCCCUCAGGGAGCUCAGCAGAGAAAGCCACACAGGCAAUGGCUGAGACUGUCACCAAGGACACAAAAGCAGGGGCUGAGCCGGCGGAAACCCUAUCUCCACGAGAGGGCUCAGCGGGGUCACCUUCAGAGACUGGCGAUGUGACGCUCAGCGCGGUGGGGUGCGCCCGGGGGACCGCAGGCGCACACCAGCCCGCCGCCCCCAGCGGGGCUGCCGCUUUGUCUCGUCGCCAUGGCUGCCAGUCCGCCCGGUGUAGUAUUUCACCGUCAGCCAUGCAGGAGGCCGAGGACAGCGAGGGCCCCAUGCCAGGAGAGUGGGCUGUGGGUGUGCAAGAAUAUGUCCCGGCUGCCGGGGAAGGCGAAGGGGAGGGCGAGUGGAUCGAGGCUGAGGGAGACCCUGUAGAGGACACGGGUCCUGAUGAGGAGGCCUUGCAAUACGAGUCAAAGCUGAUGGUGGACAACAUCCUGAAAAGUGCGCUCGCCGCCCUCCAGAAAAUUGAGAGCUUCGAACGAGAAAACGGGACAUUCCCAAAUGCCAAGGAGGCAAGUAGUCCUGUCUUACCUGAAAAAGACAACAACACGGACAGCUACCUUAACCCAGCGUACCGACAGCAGGAGAGUUUGACAGAACAAGGGGAGGGCUGUUACUUAGCUGUGGAGCAGACACAAGGCCUCAGCGGAACCCUGAUGGAAGGGAACAGAUCCACCCUGUCCUCAGGAUAUGAGUCCAUCGUUGGCUCAGACACUGACAUCAGAAACAAUCCUGGUUUUAACACGGAUCCUAGUUCUCUGAGUACUCCAAUCAGCCUUUCAGAUCAGGGGCAGGAUGAGCAGUGCUCCACAGAGAGGCCACAGGCCUUUCUCCCUUCAGAAAUCCAUAGCUCCUCUAGAGGUGACUGGACUAGUUGUUACAAACAGGAAAUGGAUCCAGCAUUAAACAGUAAUACUAAGUCAUGCAUCACGACUCAGAAGAACAAAUCAGUUACCCUGAGUGGAGGGAGUAUGGAGGCAGAUGGUGACGAGGUAGUUCAAAAAUCAAAUGAUGUGUCUAAACUGUUGGAGUCUGUUGCAGUGAACAAAGAUGACACACAGGUAGAUCACAUUGAAGGUGAAAACCAGUUUUCCAUGGAAAUAUCUUUAGAAGCCAGAGGACAAGCAAUGAGCAAAAGUCUCAAUUUAGCCAAAGACACAACUGAAAGCAAUAGACAGAGUCAAAGUUUAAAUAGUUCUUCUAGGAGCACUGUGGCGUCUCAACAGCAGGAUACAUUUCAGAGUGACACAAUGAAACUCAAAGCUGACCUUGAAAAGCCUAAUAAUUUCAAUGGAAUAAAUAAUGGAAACCCAUCUUUCAUGCAAGUUGAAGGAAACGCAGUGGAUGCCACAACAUUUCAUAGAGAAACACAGAUUACAGAUGCUGUCCAACCUAGCAGAGCUCAGCACAUGAAAAAAAUUGAUGAGGAUCGCAUCCAGUCAAACCUAUCAGAACCUUUCCAAAACUCAGAGGAAGUACCAGAAGUACCGGUAAAACUAGGAAUCACAAAGGAUGAAAGUGGGGUGGGUCCAACAGGUGGAAAUGAAGUCCUGCAGGACAGCUCUGAAGCAGGGGUGAACAGCCAUGACAGAAAGAUCUGCCAGACAGACCAAAACGGAACCGGAGAUGUGCCGGCAUUGUUGGAAACAACAGGUGCAGGAGACCAGAGUUUUGCACUUGUUGAGGGCUAUUUAGCCACUGUCAUUGAGGACGAUUCAGGAGGCGAAGAAGACAAUGGACAUAUUGAGCCAGGAAGCGUUCAUACAAACAGCAAAGGGGAACAUCCCGAGGACUCGGAGAAGCCUGUGCACCGCACGCUAACGUUAGCCCUGGACCCCGACACGCAGCAGUGGAGCGCAGUGAAGGCGUACCGCUGCCACGUCCUUGCUGAGGAGCCCCGCACCUCUGAGGCACUGCGGCGUGUGGUGGGCGCAGCCGUUCAUGACGACGUGAGCAGCCGGGCGCCCGGUCUCGCCGCCCCUGGCAAGAAAGUGCACCCCGACCUGCCACUCAACGUGGGCCGGGGCGAGCCGCCGGGCCCGCACCUCCACCGCUUCCACGAGCUGGACUUCGCCAUCAUCAACGAGGAAGAGGAGGCAGACGCGGUGUUCAUCAACGACACAGGGACGAUGCUCAGCCCGACGACACGGAGGGGCAAGAUUUACCCCUUCUCCCUGUCCCCCAUUUUCGAGGAGGAGUGCGGCAGGGAGGAGGCAUCCAUGGAGGACCUCCAAGAGCCGCCAGUGACGGAGGAGGACCUGAGGAGCGUGGAGCAGCAGGCGUCCUCCAUCCUCUCCCUCCUGCAGUCCGUCAGCGAACGCCUGCAGUCCAGUGCCUUUGCUGACGCCUACGAGGACUCGUCCGAGGACCUCUCUCCCCCACUGCGCCCGCCCCUGUGGGGCUGCCUUUCAGACCAAGCAGAAGAAGACGGUUAUGCAGACGACAAAGACCGAAGCACGCUGGCACACCAACAGAACGACAAUCAGGAAGGGUCACCGGAACACCUGGCCGUUACUGAUGAAGCUGGUUCCUUCAGCUCAUCUGACCAUCCCGCUGGCUCAACACGAGUUGCUUGUCUGCUCUUGGAAGAUGACCAGGUGCCUUCAACUGUACCUGACUCCACAGCUGUCUCAAGCACACCAUUCUAUGAAUAUUUGAAAUCUGCGAGAUCAUCCUUGCCUGCGCUUGAUACUGACAAUAAACAGCCUCAUUCUCAGGCCAACCUGUGCCAAAGCGGUGGCACCGCAGUCCUGACUCAAACAAAUGUUAUUGGUAAGAGCUCAGGAAAAGUCAGCCCAAGGCCCUCACAGAUGCACAUCUACGAAGGCGUGACGUUCUCCGGGGAACGACGGGAGAUCCAUGCGGACGUGGAGGAUGCAACGGGGAUGGCCUUCCCGAACGGGGCCUCAGUCCGAGUGCUGAGAGGAUGCUGGCUGCUGUACCGGGAGCCAGGAUUUAGGGGGCCCUGCGUGGUUCUAGAGGAGGGGGAGAAGGUCCUGUCCCAUGCUGGAGACCUUGGCCACCCAGGAAGCAGCUCCAGUGCCAUCAAAAUUGGAUCCAUCAGAAGAGCAGUCAAGGAUAAUGGUCCUCCAGAAAUCCAGAUCCACCGGAGGGGCGCGCAGGGGGGGACUCUGGAGCACCUCGGCUCGGCGGUCGACGGCCUGGAGGCCCGCGGAGCUGUCCACUUGCCAUCUCUCUCCGUCAAGUCUGGAUGCUGGGUGGCCUAUGACAGCGCAGGUUUCCGUGGGAACUACACUGUGCUGGAAGCGGAUGGCAGCCAGACGCUAGGCCCGGGCGGUGCCCCUGUCGUGUGCGUGAGGUCACUGCGUCCCCUAGUAAUGGGUGGGCUGAAAGUACAGAGGCCGUUGGAUCCCAGGAUGGAGGUGUACGAGGAGCCGUCCUUCGGCGGACAGAGCAGCCAGCUGGGGGACAACACGCCGAGCCUCGGGGCUCUGCAGGGCCUGCGGGGGGCCGCGUCGCUGCGAGUGCUGGGUGGAGUCUGGGUGGGCUAUUCCAGAGAGGGCUACAAAGGACGGCAGUAUUUGCUGGAGGAGGGUGAAUACGGGGACUGUUUGCAGCUGGGCGGGUCAGACCGGGUCCUCCUCUCGUUCCGCUACCUCCAGGCAGACUUCAUGGAGCCCUCAGUCUCGCUGCUGGGGGGACCAGAUUCACCCGACGCUGCAGAGACGGACAUCGUUGACUCUGAUGUCCCGGAAUUGGGCCGGAUCAGACCCACCGGGGGGACCGCCUCCAUCCGCGUGAAGAAUGGCGUGUGGGUGGCGUACAGCGAGCCGUCCUUCUGCGGGCAGCAGCACAUCCUGGAAAAGGGCACACACCCCGGUGACCUGGAGUGGAGCGACUGCCGCGGCCCGGCGGCAUCCCUCAGGCCGGUCCGUCUGGAUCUGUGGGGCAGUGGAGAGCCUAAAUUUUUGCUCCGGGCCUAUAGCCAGCCUCACUACCAGGGCAGCAGUGAGGAGUACGAGACAGAGGUAUCAGACUGUGGCUCCAUCCUUCCCAAGUCCUUCAAGGUGAUCCGGGGAAGCUGGCUCCUAUUUGAUGAGGAAGGUUGUGCUGGAAACCAGUUUGUCCUGGGGGAGGGACUUUACCCUGACCUCAUUUCCUGUGGCUGUGUGACGACAUCCAUCAGGUCCCUGAAGCCCAUUCCAUAUAGUUUCUCAGACCCCUCGAUCAGCCUGUUUUCACUGCAGUCAUUUGAAGGCCUGGAGACUGUUGCCGUGACACCCAUGGAAACCAUGAACAACUUCUUCACUCAGUCGCUCAGAGUCAACAGUGGGCUGUGGGUUGUGUAUGAAUAUGCACACUUUAAGGGGUGUCAGAUGCUUUUGCACCCUGGAGAUUUCCCGGCGUGGGGUGAUCGCAGCGGCUGGGACACCAUCGGCUCUCUGCAUCCUCUGAGACAGCCUAAGGUGUACAUCCAGUUGAAAAGCCGUGCCCAGGGCUCUGUGCUGACAGCGGACAUGAUAAAGGACAGCUCACCACCUGCCAAGGUGUCCCUUAGUCCUGACCAAGGUCUCGACACCCAACACUGGAUCUUCACUGGAGGACUCCUGAAGUGCAAGGCCAGCAAGGCGUGUCUGUCGGUGAUUGGAGGGAAGGCGAUUCCAGGGGCCCGGGUGGCCCUUUGGCCUGAGCACGGGCGCACGCACCAGAAAUGGAGCCUGAAUGAGAACGGGACAAUCUCGUCUCACCUCAGCCACAAACUCGUGCUGGACGUCAACGGUGGGACGGGCUUUGACAAGGACCACUUGGUCAUCCGCGAGUUCACAGCCGAUCAGAUAACGCAGUACUGGGACAUUGAGAUGUAGAGAUCCUGCCCAGGAGCUCCAGGUGGAGCGGCCGGGGCGAGAAGGGCCAUCCCGGUGACACUAAGGGCACCCUCAGCAGAAAGCAGGGUGCAGAACUGCUCGUCAGACCCGGGUCUUCAGAGUUCCUGGCAAAAGGCCAACCGGCGCUGCGGAGAGGUAGCGUUUGCUCAUGAGCUGGGAAGAAGAAGCUGCUUUGCUGUAAAUCGUUCAUCUCUCCUCUUAGUUUAAUCUCAGGUUCCAGAAACCCUACGGCAGUCACCUGUGGAGUGUGCUGCCAGCACCAAAACAGACAGACAACAAAAACCCCGUAUUUAUUCUGUCAAGUGAGAGAGGUCACCCAAAUCUAAUCCUGACCCAGAGAGAGAUGUCACAGCCAAAACAAAUCUGUGUUAGCACCUCAUUGUUGAACGACUCAACGCUGGGACUUAAAUGGCAAUCUGUUACCUUUAAAAAGAACAUCAUGGAUGCGAACAUGGCCACUCACUUUCCAAGUGAGUAAACAUUAUUUUAAACAUUGAUUGUUUUGAUUGAUUGUUCAGAAUUGGAAUUACAAAAGCAAAUUUGCACUAGCAGGACAAUGUUCACUUUAAAGGAUGAAACUGUGUGACAAUGUCUAGAGCGAGCCGUCAGCUGCAAGGGGUGAUUUUAACUAAAAAUAUCACGGCUAAAACUUAAUAUAGCUCUGUUUCAGUGAUAUGCAGGAAGUUGCUCCUACUAGCGAUUCUAGUCUUUAGAAGAGUGCAGCAGUCCAUGAUAAAUAACCACCCAAGAUGGUGUCUCCCCGGCAAAUGAAAUAUACGGUAGAUGUGUUUUUCAGGGAAUAAGGGUCAUUUCACUGGAUUGAAAACCAAACACUAAUAUUCAGGAACGGAUGCAUUGGAAAUAUUUUGAAACGAUGGGUGCCUGUAGAUUUUAAAUGGUAAUAUGUACAGUAAAGAGAAGCUGUCAAUAUAUUAUGUAAUUAAGAGCA